Molecule: messenger RNA, 1625 nt
Organism: Camelina sativa (false flax)
Lineage: Eukaryota; Viridiplantae; Streptophyta; Magnoliopsida; Brassicales; Brassicaceae
Source: RefSeq, a predicted model, not a curated record
GUCUACUUCAAAGUCUAAAAAUCCAUGAAAGACUGUAGAGUUUCUUCUUGAUAACUAUUAUUAACGCUCGUUUUCUCUUUAGGAGACGUAUCGCUUUCGCAACACGUCUCUAGUAUGCAUACGUAUAAACCUUCUUAAUUUAACAAUGUUUUGCAAUUAUAAAUGCAUGCCGCCAUAUGUAAAACACUCGCUAAUACAUAAGGAUUACACUCAUUAGAGACUUUUAUGUGUCUGCGUAACAUAUUCAUGAAUAACGAAAAGAAUAAUAGAUAUUCGCUGACAAGCAACGAUGAUUAAAGUGUUAAAACUUAAAACCCCCCAAAAGAAAACACAAAGAUAUUUAACAGUACAUACUACAUACUGUAAUAGUAGUCUUUAGUAACACAUAAGCAAUAACUGAAAUUUGUUGGGCCUCACCCUUUAACGAUCCAGUGAAUUCAUGGAUUCAAUGGCACGUUUGGGCCACAAAAAACAGUAUCGACCAAUAUAGCAUCGAGGCUCUAAAGUCAAAGAUCUACUAAACUUCUACGUAAAGAAAACAAAACUAGUUUGCCGAAGACCAAUCAUGAUGACAAAAAGAGAGAGAGGGUCAAGACUCAAAAUUGAAAAGAAAAAUAAUCAACAUGAAAAAAAAAAUAUAUACAUAUAUAAACAUGUUCAUCAUGAAAAGUGAAAUUCAACGCUCCAUUGAUCUCCCGACCAAAGUUCAGCUCAUAUUGCAACAAACACAAAUAAAUAUAGACAAAGAUGUAAUAUGAAUGAGUAAACAUAUGUAUUGAAAAUAUGGGCACAACGUGAUAACAUCAAAGUCGUCUAUUUCAAGACGUGAUAAGGCCUAAAAACCAAAGAAGAUAUCAAACCCUCCCCCACUCUUCCCGAUCCCAUUCAUUUUCUCAAUCAUCAAACCAAGGUUUAAGAGUUUUCGACUCCUCCAUAGAAAACAUGGUAAGUUCUUACAUUUAAACUGUCUUCUAAUGUAGAUGAUGCAUUGAUUCUGUUUAUGUUCUGUUUUUACAUCCACCCACAAAAAGGUUUGUAAACAUGUGGAUGAUCAUAUAGUGAUAUGUUAAUAAAUUCCAUAUCAGAAUCUAAGUUGUGUGCUAUUUGGUUUGGAAGUAUGAAGCAUGGAUAGGGGUUCAUGCAUAAAUUGACUUCGCAAUGAUAUGCUAUGAUUCCAAAUGUUGUGUGUGUGUGUUGUGCAGGCGAAUUCAGCGUCCGGGAUGAAUGUGAGUGAUGAAUGCAAGAUAAAGUUCUUGGAGUUGAAAGCAAAGAGGACUUACAGGUUCAUCGUGUUCAAAAUCGAUGAGAAGGCACAGCAAGUGCAGAUAGAAAAGCUUGGGAAUCCAGAAGAAACUUACGAUGAUUUUACAAGUUGUAUCCCGGAUGACGAAUGUCGAUACGCUGUCUAUGACUUUGAUUUCACCACCGAGGAUAACUGUCAGAAGAGCAAGAUCUUUUUCAUCGCGUGGUCACCUGAUACAUCAAGGGUGAGGAGUAAGAUGUUGUACGCAAGCUCAAAAGACAGGUUCAAGAGAGAAAUGGAAGGAAUUCAAGUGGAACUGCAAGCAACUGAUCCUAGCGAGAUGAGCCUUGACGUCAUCCAAGGACGAGUCAAUAAUCUCUGA